Messenger RNA from Ipomoea triloba (trilobed morning glory), 1823 nucleotides. Its product is annotated as pentatricopeptide repeat-containing protein At2g15980. The transcript has a single exon. Gene Ontology annotation, molecular function: protein binding. The record is from RefSeq and is a predicted model, not a curated record. Lineage: Eukaryota; Viridiplantae; Streptophyta; Magnoliopsida; Solanales; Convolvulaceae. The coding region runs from base 239 to 1690 and encodes 483 amino acids.
GUAAGAGUUAAAGUUGUCGAAUCCAAAUUAGUUUCUGAGGCUAUUGAAAAUGAGGGUAAAAACAAAAACAAAAAUCUAUUUAGUCUUUAUGGAAAUCAGUGAUGUAUUGGUGGUAGUCCGGGAAUUGAAAUCAGGCAUUGUUAAACUGUAGCUCAGUACACCCGCACCAGGUGUUCGAUGAAAUUACUGAAACAGAAUUUACAGAGUUGAGCACUUGAGCGACACUGGAUGAUUGUUGAUGUCGCUGUUUUCAGUUCUCGCGAAGCGAAUUCUCCUCUCAACCCCAUACCCAAAUCGCCACUCAUAUUUCGCCUUCUCUUCUUCGCCGCACUCCGACCAGAGCAUAGUCUCCGCCGCCGUGUCGAUUCUUAAGCACCGCCGCUCCAAGUCCCGUUGGAAUCACCUCCGAUCUCUUCCCACUCCCGCCGCCGGCUUCACACCGUCCCAAAUCUCCCAAAUCGUUCUCCAAAUCCGCAACAAACCUCACCUCGCCCAUACCUUCUUCCUCUUCACCAUCCGCUACUCUCUCUGCUCUCAUUCUCUCGCCUCUUACGCCACCAUCAUUCAUGUCCUCUCCCGCUCGCGCCUCAAAUCGGAGGCGUUAACGCUGAUCAAAUCUGCAAUUCGCAAAUUCCCCGACACGAAUUCAUCAAACUCGCCUCUGGUGUUUGAAACCCUAGUGAAAACUUACAGAGCUUGUGAUUCAGCUCCAUUUGUGUUCGAUUUGCUGAUCAGUGCAUAUUUGGAAUCAAAAAGAGUUGAUGAGUCCAUUGAGAUUCUCAGAAUCUUAAAGUCCAGGAAUCUCUCUCCAAAUGUUGCCACGUGUAAUUCUCUGGUGGAGCUGGUCUCCAAAGCUCAGGGGUGUUUUGCAGGUUAUGAUAUGUACAAGGAGAUUUUCAGGUGUGGGGAUGGAAAUGUGAAAGGGGCUAAACCUCUUGUUCCAAAUGCAGAUACAUUCAAUGUUGUAAUGGUUGGGUUUUACAGAGAGGGGAUGGUGGAUAAGGUGGAGGAGGUUUGGAGGGAAAUCGCGGAAAUGAACUGUGAGCCGAAUGCAUAUAGUUAUAGCAUAUUGAUGGCAGCAUUGUCUGCGGAAGGGAGGGUGGAUGACGCGAUGAGGAUAAGCGAGGAGAUGGGUGAAAAGGGCGUGAAGCGUGACGUUGUGUCUUACAAUACUGCCAUUGCCGCGUUGUGUGGAGCUGGUGAGGUUGCGAGGGCUGAAGAGGUUUUCCGGGAGAUGGUGAUGAGUGGGGUGGAGAGCACAUGUGCCACUCUCGAACAUCUUAUUAUUGGGUAUUGUAAGAUUGAGGAUCUUGAUUCGGCAUUGCUGUUGUACAAGGAUUUGUGUCGAAAAGGUUUUAGGCUCGAGGCUGCAACAAUGGAUGCACUGGUUAGGGUGUUUUGUAGUAAAGGUAGAGUCUUUGAGGCGGUGGAGUUUGUAAGAGGUGCGGUGAAGAAGCAUGAUGUUGUUCCAAGGGAGAAGACAUAUGAAACUCUGAUAAAUAGUUUGUGUGAAGAAGGGAAGAUGGAAGAAGCUCUUAAACUUCAGGUAGAGAUGGUGGGGAAGGGAUAUCAAGCUAACCUUGAGAUAUAUAGUGCUUUCAUCAAUGGAUUCAUGAAACAAGGGAAUGAGGAAAUGGCUGAAAGGUUAAGGAAGGAAAUGGUUACAACUCAAAUGACACAUGAUUCUUAAAGCUCUUUUCACUGGAUAAGAGUUAAACUCUAUGAGCACAAUUCAAAUCGAGUCCGUAUCAAUCUCACAUGAUGUAUGCAAAAAAAGUUUAAAGACGUUUUUAUUUAAUUCAGUUCGAGUCAUAUCCGUAGAA